Molecule: messenger RNA, 1453 nt
Organism: Cucurbita maxima (winter squash)
Lineage: Eukaryota; Viridiplantae; Streptophyta; Magnoliopsida; Cucurbitales; Cucurbitaceae
Product: caffeic acid 3-O-methyltransferase
Exons: 4
Coding region: 87-1196 (369 amino acids)
Biological process (GO): methylation
Molecular function (GO): S-adenosylmethionine-dependent methyltransferase activity; O-methyltransferase activity
Source: RefSeq, a predicted model, not a curated record
CAAAACGUACGUGUGGUCCUUAUAGCUCACCAAUCUUCCACAUCCUGAUAAAGCCUAGUACCGUCGUCGUCAAUCUCAAAAUCAAAAUGGUCGGAAAGGAAGAUCCGCCGAUGGGGAAAGAAUCCGCCAACACCGUUGCCGGAAGCGAGAAUCAUAAAACAGCGAGGCUAGCCAUACUAGAGCUCGCAAACAUGAUCAGCGUUCCGAUGUCCCUCAAUGCCGUCGUCCGUCUCAAAAUCGCCGACGCUAUCUGGCAAGGAGGUUCCAAUUUUCCGCUCUCUGCUUCUGAGAUCCUCGCACGCUUGGUUCCAUCCGGUGGCGACGCCGAUAAUCUCGAGCGGAUCCUCCGUAUGCUCACUAGCUAUGGCGUUUUCGAAGAGCAUCUCAACCCUAACUCGUCGGACCGCCGGUAUUCCCUCACCGACGUAGGAAAAACUCUGGUCACCGAUUCCGAUGGUCUCUCUUACGCGUCGUACGUGCUUCAGCAUCAUCAGGACGCGCUUAUGAGAGCGUGGCCAAGAGUGCACGAGGCUGCGAUUGACGCUACUACGGAGCCGUUUGUCAGAGCUAAUGGCGAAGCAGCGUACAGUUACUACGGGAAGAAUGAGGAGAUGAACUUGUUAAUGCAGAGAGCGAUGGCCGGCGUAUCAGUGCCGUUCAUGAAGGCUGUAUUGGACGGCUACGAUGGCUUCGGAGGCGUGGAGAAAUUGGUCGACGUCGGCGGCAGCGCCGGUGAUUGCUUGAGGAUGAUCCUACAGAAACAUCCUCACAUUAAGGAAGGAAUCAACUUCGAUCUGCCGGAAGUGGUGGCUAGGGCUCCCAGCAUCCCCGGGGUGACUCACGUUGGAGGCGACAUGUUCAAGUCCGUCCCCACCGGUGACGCUAUUUUCAUGAAGUGGGUUCUGUCAACAUGGACGGAUGAUGAAUGCAAGAUGAUAUUGGAGAACUGCUGCAAGUCACUCCCGGCGGGAGGGAAACUGAUCGCCUGCGAGCCGACGGUGCCUGAGAAGACGGACGACAGUCACCGGACACGUGCCCUUUUAGCCAACGACAUAUUCAUCAUGACCAUUUACAGUGCGAAGAGUAAGCAGAGGACUGAGGAUGAGUUCCGGCAGCUGGGCCUCUCCGUCGGCUUCUCCGGCAUGCGCUCAUUCCACGUGGAUUACUUCUAUUGUGUGUUGGAAUUCCAGAAGUGAAGGCUUGGAUGUUAUUGCAGAGAUUUUAGAUUCGGCUGUUUACAAUUGGCAUUGGAAUCUGAACAAAUAUUUUGAUUAGUAUUCAAACAAUGGUGUAGUGGAAGAUUGGUUGGGUUGGGUGGAGCAACCUAACACCCCUCACACACUCUGUGAUUUUCUGUCUUCUUCCUCAUUGUGGGUUCCAGCCAUGGCCCUCCCCUUCCCGCCAGUAUUCACCCAUCCCCAUUCUAAUCAUAUCUUACCCACAUUUCCAUUUU